This is a messenger RNA of Botrytis byssoidea, 1912 nucleotides long. RefSeq lists its product as uncharacterized. Lineage: Eukaryota; Fungi; Ascomycota; Leotiomycetes; Helotiales; Sclerotiniaceae. The record is from RefSeq and is a predicted model, not a curated record. Gene Ontology annotation, molecular function: UDP-N-acetylglucosamine-dolichyl-phosphate N-acetylglucosaminephosphotransferase activity. Gene Ontology annotation, cellular component: membrane. Gene Ontology annotation, biological process: dolichol-linked oligosaccharide biosynthetic process; protein N-linked glycosylation. The transcript is spliced from 2 exons. Bases 1 to 1422 code for a protein of 473 amino acids.
AUGAAAAGCACAUCUCCCACGCGCACGCGCUCCUCGCUCUCCCUCCCCGAAUCUCUCUUCCACCUCUCCCUCACCAUCCUCUGUCUCUCCCUCCUCCUCAAAACCCUCUCGCGCGAAAAUGGCGAACCCCUCAUCGCAUCGCUCGCCUUCAGCGGCCUCGCAUUUUCCGCUACCUACAGCAUGAUUCGUUGGCUGGGCCCAACGUUCAUGAAAGCAGGACUCAAGGGAAAAGAUAUGUCGAAGCGCGAUAAGAAGGAGAUUCCGGAAACGAUGGGCGCGGUCUGCGCGGUGGUUUAUUUGUUGAUUAUUAUUGUGUUUAUCCCGUUUCCGUUUUAUAAGGAUAUUGUGGCGGCGACGAGUGGUGGUGGGAAUAGGGAUGUGGUUAGGGAAGGGGGUCUGAAGGAUUUCGGCAUGGAUGUGGAGAAUGGGAGGUUUUUGCAUAGGUUUCCGCAUAGUAAGCUAGCAUCCUAUCUCUCCGCGGUCCUCUCCCUCCAAUCUGUCGUCAUCCUUGGAAUCGGCGACGACCUCUUCGAUAUCCGCUGGCGCCACAAAUUUUUCAUUCCCGCCGUUGCCUCCAUCCCCAUCCUAAUCGUCUACUUUGUCGAUUUCGGCGUCACCCAAAUCGUCAUCCCCAUCCCCCUACAACCCUAUCUCGGCGAGCUCUUCCAACUCGGUCCUCUCUACUACAUCUACAUGGCGUCCAUUGCCAUUUUCUGCCCCAACAGCAUUAACAUCCUCGCCGGCAUCAACGGCAUUGAAGUUUCCCAAUCCCUCAUCAUCGCCUUCCUCCUCGUCCUAAACGACACCCUGUAUCUCCUAACCCCCUACCCCCACCCCGCAACCGACUCCCAUCUCUUCUCCCUCUACAUGCUCCUCCCCUUCAUCGGCGUCUCCCUCGCCCUACUCUCCCACAACUGGUACCCCUCCUCCGUCUUCGUCGGCGACACCUACUGCUAUUUCGCCGGCAUGGUCUUCGCCAUCUGCGGCAUCCUCGGCCACUUCUCCAAAACCCUGCUCCUCCUGCUCAUCCCCCAAACCUUCAACUUUCUCUACAGCGUCCCCCAACUCUUCCACCUCAUCCCCUGUCCCCGCCACCGUCUCCCCUACUACAACCCGAAAACAAAUCUCCUCGAACCCUCCACCACCCCAUGGCCUAGCCCUCCAAAAAAACAUCAACUCCUCCUCCUCUCUCUCCUGCAUAAAUUCUACCUCAUCGAUCUCAGAUUCAAUAGCGAAGGCGACAUCAUAGAAAGUAGUAAUUUCACUCUCUUGAAUCUAUGGCUUGUGUGGUUUGGCCCGCGCAGAGAAGAUCGAUUGGCCAUGGAGAUCUUGGGUAUGCAGAUGGUGUGUGGAUUGAUCGGGUUGUUUGUUCGACAUCGCUUGGCCUUGUUAAUCUUCAAGAGUGAUAAUUUGAGUGUGUAGAUUUUGGGGAGAUGUGUUGGUUUAUGGGAAAGGAAGAGAAAGAGUUGAAAAGAUAAGAGAAAAGGGAAAUUGGGUAUAUAUUGAACUCCAAGAUUCUGAGCGUAUGUAUGUAUGUAUGUAUGUAUAGAUGUACUCAUAUGGAUAUAGAUAGACAUUUACAAUUUUUACAACAUUACAAGACAACACCACUUGCCUAUCCACGUCAUCAAAUAAUACAUUCAUCAUUUCAAAAGCCUCAAAGCCUCCAGCCUCCGGCCUCCAAGAAGAGAGAUGUUGAAAGUUUUAAUUUUUUUUCAAUUAAAAAAAUACGAGUGAUUUAAUCACUUCACUGCGUCGAGGUCUGUUUCCUCGCACGAUCCGAGCACCACAAAGCUCAUCAAUGUUUAUCCAUCAAUCUUCACCAUUUCGAAACCCCAUGUCAUGCAUGUCAUCCCAUUCCUCCAUCUUAUCCCAGACAUCCCCUAUCAUGAAUAUAUCCAUUUCAAAAGGA